This is a messenger RNA of Ylistrum balloti, 1182 nucleotides long. RefSeq lists its product as uncharacterized. The transcript has 12 exons. Gene Ontology annotation, cellular component: extracellular region; lysosome. The record is from RefSeq and is a predicted model, not a curated record. Bases 1 to 1182 code for a protein of 393 amino acids. Gene Ontology annotation, biological process: cell-matrix adhesion. NCBI's taxonomy places the organism in Eukaryota, Metazoa, Mollusca, Bivalvia, Pectinida, Pectinidae. Gene Ontology annotation, molecular function: calcium ion binding.
AUGAAGGCCGCCAUUCUCCUCUGUCUCGCCUUUGGCGCUGUCCUCGGACAAAUUCCAUCUCCAUGCAACUCCCCACCCCAAUGGGAAGGGCGUGAAGUCAGGAUGGAUUACAGUCAGAAGUAUGAAGAGAGGAGAAGACUGUUUUACGAUCAGACCAACCUGAGGACACGUACAAUUGCUGAGGUCGAAAUAAACAGCACCCGCGAGUUUUAUGACGUCAUCUCUCUAUUUAAAGAGAGGAAGAUGUACAGUUUGAACAUGAGGACAAAGACCUGUAAUGUAACAAACAUUGAACCCGACAGGGCAUUCCACUACCGCGGUGUCCACCCCGAUGCCAGAUUUGAGGGAAUCUUGUCAUUGGGCGCAGCAGGAUUCCCAGGCGAGAACAUUCAGGUUGAGGUUUUCUCCGCUAACGAGACUAACGACUUUUACACUGGAAUCGUUACCUCUCCCGGAUGUAUUCCCGUAAAUAACAUUCACAUCUCUCAGAAGUACGGAUACGAGCAUUCAGACUAUUUUGACAUCACUGUCGGUAUCACCGAUCCACAGGCAUUUGUACCACCAACAAACUUUUGUGAUCGGUCUCACGUCGACAUGAAGACAGCUGUAAUUUUCCUCUCCGUGGUCGGGGCUGUGUUCAGUCAGGUUCCAACACCGUGUGAAUCACCACGACAAUGGCAAGCCAGAGAGCGUGUGGCAGAAUUCGGUAAAAACUUUGAGGAAUACCACAAGGUUUACUAUGAUGGAUCAAGCGGUAGGGAAAGGAACAUUGCAGAGAUCGAAGAUGGCUCCGACAGAGAGUUUUUCGACAUCCUAUCAUUGUUCAAUGAGAAUAAACGUUACAUGAUCAACAUGAAGACCCGACAGUGUAACGUGUCGUCCAUUAACCGUCCAUUCCGUCAUCGUGGAGUGCCCCCUAACGCCCAAUUCACCAAUGCUUUCACUCUCGGAUCAGUGGCACUCCCUGGCCAGGGACUCUCAGUGCAGUCUUUCAUAGCUAAUGUGACCUUCGGAACAUUCCAUGAGGAAUACUUUGGAUUGGUAACAUCACCAGGAUGUGUUCCUAUCAACAAUUAUUAUUAUAACCCGUCGGAACAAACCAAGUCUGUAGUAGCGUACUACGACCUUACCGUAGGAAUAUCCGACCCGAUGAUAUUUGUUCCGCCGCCAGAAUGUAUGUAA